AUAGUAAAAAUGUAUACAGUUUCAUAAAAAAAAAAAACGUCUCCCUUCCCUCAUUGAAAAACAGCUUCAAACAGCGGUAAACUUGAAACCUCAAGGGUUAAUCUAAUUUUUAAAGUCGUACAUCAACCCCAGCGAAAAGUAGCCGACAUAGUAAAAGUGUACACAGUUUCAUAAAAAAAAACAGCUCUCUUCCCUCAUUGAAAAACAGCUUCAAACAGCGGUAAACUUGAAACCUCAAGGGUUAAUCUAAUUUUUAAAAUCGUACAUCAACCCCAGUAAAAAGUAGCCGACAUAGUAAAAAUGUACAGUUUCAUAAAAAAAAACAGCUGCCUUCCCUCAUUGAGAAACAGCUUCAAACAGCGGUAAACUUGAAACCUCAAGGGUUAAUCUAAUUUUUAAAAUCGUACAUCAACCCCAGCGAAAAGUAGCCGACAUAGUAAAAAUGUACACAGUUUCCUAAGAAAAACAGCUCGUUGAUCGAAAGACAGCUUCCUAAAAAACAUCCCCCUUUACCAAGAAAUAUCUUCAUACAAAAACCAGCGGUAAACUUGAAAUCUGAAGGGUUAAUUUUAAAAAUCGUCCUGAGCGAAGAGUACCGGGCUGGUAAUCGUGAUGGCCGCAGGGCAGCCUCGAAACUAAUUAGCAAGUAAUGAAAAGACGUUACGUAGGAAAACGAGCCGUCUAAAAAGGAGCAGGUUAAAUCGAGCAACCCCGACUGGAGUCGACUGGAAGACAACGUUUUGGCUUCUCCGGUUCGAUUUCCUGGCGGCGUGCACGGCAAAAUCGUGCAGUGCACGCGGGGGUGUGCGCGACGCUCACCACGCAGGAAUCAAUAGGGCGUCGCGAGCGGCGUCGAAGCGGUCGUCGUCGCUUUACGUCGUCCCCAACGUCAGCGACAUCUUGGCCCGUACGUUUUCUGGGGGUCGACGAGCAGCUCUAUCCUCCAGGCCGUCACGGCCGUCUUCAGGACCCCACGCCGUGUCUUAACCGCCGUUUGACAGAAUGGCCGACACCGAGUUCGAAGAAUUCAGACAUUACUUCGAGAAACUUCCGCAGCAUCUGAAAGCACCCCUUUCGAAUUACACACUCGUUCACGAUGUGAUGAUAGACGAUUCUCCGACCUCGUCGCAAGGCAGCGACGCGGAGGUCGGAAGAUCUUGCAACGGAGUCGCCGGCGAUUCCGAAGACGAGGAAGUUGUGGUGAUACAUCGGCACGACAAUCAGAGUGGUCACACUUCCGGGGAUGACAGUGAAGAUCUCGAUCAUAAUUGCUCCAUUGUUGCGGACAGCGACUUUAGGUUGGUAACCUCCUUGUUCGGUGGACUGAGCAGCAGGGGUCGAUCGGCAGGCGUCGGUGGACCGGGUCCUGGUGGAGGUAGCACCACUAUUUCCGGUCAUGGUGGUCGAGACAGCGUGUUCAGCGAUGUCGGUGAUUCCUGUUCGAGUCUUAGUUCCUGGCCAACACCGGAACAUGUACCGUCGAAUCGUCCAGGGAGCGGUAGCACCGAGCGCAGACGUCGGAGACUUCCGGAGAUACCUAAGACGAAAAAGUCUCUGCCUGUCAAUCAGAUCUUCAUGCAGUCGUCGACCUCUCUGGCGGACGAACUUAACGCAGCUACUGGUUCACCUUCUAAUAGACCGCAUUUAGUUUUACGAAAAUGUCACUCGAGGCUUAGACACGAGGAUAGUUCACCCGACAGCGAGCGAAUGGCUACUGACAGUGGCCAUUCUACUGCCCACUCGCCGGAAAACGGGCCCAAAAGCGUUUCACCGAUUCCAUGUAACACCCUGCAGAACACGGACUCCGUGUCACCUAGUAGUACACCAGGGAGUGGUGGAGUGCCGUUCACUCAACUGGAACUGCUGGAGGCGACGCAUCGGGGACUACACAAAUUCGUGCCAAGACAUCACGAUGAGAUUGAUCUUGAAAUUGGUGAUCCAAUUUACGUUCAGAAAGAGGCUGACGAUCUAUGGUGCGAAGGUGUGAACCUGAGAACAGGUCGUCAAGGUAUAUUCCCCUCGGCUUACGCGGUGGACAUGGAUUACAGUGAUUUUGAUCCUUCAGCGCCAAAAGUGAAGAGGGAACGAUAUCUUCUGGGAUACUUAGGCUCUGUGGAAACUUUGGCGCACAAAGGUACUGGUGUCGUUUGCCAAGCAGUUCGAAGAAUCGUUGGAAAUUCGCAAGAUUCGCCGGUUUCGCAGAGCUGCAUCUUGGAAGUGUCUGAUCAGGGUCUUCGAAUGGUUGACAGGAGUAAACCACGGCAGAAGAGUCAAGGUCCAUGCCACGAUUAUUUCUACUCGCUGAAGAACGUUUCCUUUUGCGCGUUUCAUCCUCGCGAUCAUCGCUACCUCGGCUUCAUAACGAAGCAUCCUACCUUGCAAAGGUUUGCUUGUCACGUGUUCAUUGGUCAAGAAUCUACGAGGCCUGUUGCCGAAGCUGUCGGGCGUGCUUUCCAUCGGUUCUACACGAAGUUCAUCGAGACUGCUUUCCCGGUAGAAGAUAUCUAUAUCGAAUAGAUUAUUACUGCUGGCCUGUCGUAUAGCGGCAACGGAGGAAAAGAUAAAUCUCACAUUCCUUUGUCCCCUGUACAUACUGCCCUUAGCCUGUAGAUAUUAAAAUGAUUAACGCGAAUCAAACACCCAAUUAAUAUACAUAUACGUAUAUGUAUAUAUCUGUAAGUAUAUCUACAUAUAUGUGUAUCUACAGGGCGUUCAGAAAAGAAGUUGCAACCGAGUUUCAUUUACAUAUGGUAUUCGUGAAAGGAAUGAAAAAUGGAGGUGUAGACCUCAAUUUUAAAAUUAGAAAACUUCAACUAUAUAUUGUAACUAAAUUUAAAAUUAACAAGGUUCAACCAUGUAUUGUAACUGAAUUUAAAAUUACAAAAAUU
Molecule: messenger RNA, 2888 nt
Organism: Megachile rotundata (alfalfa leafcutting bee)
Lineage: Eukaryota; Metazoa; Arthropoda; Insecta; Hymenoptera; Megachilidae
Gene: Aplip1
Product: JNK-interacting protein Aplip1
Biological process (GO): JNK cascade; regulation of JNK cascade
Cellular component (GO): cytoplasm
Molecular function (GO): MAP kinase scaffold activity; JUN kinase binding
Source: RefSeq, a predicted model, not a curated record